Molecule: messenger RNA, 1256 nt
Organism: Paramecium octaurelia
Lineage: Eukaryota; Ciliophora; Oligohymenophorea; Peniculida; Parameciidae
Source: the annotation of a GenBank genome assembly
AUUAGAAUACCUUAAGUUGUAUCUCAAUCAUUCAAGGAAAUUAGAACAUAGAUCGUUAUAUACAAAAUGAAUGGUCUAUAAGGCUAAUAGUUGGUUGAUGCGUGAUUAAAUCACAGAAUGCCAAAGCACAUUUAUUUUUCAAAAUUGGAGGUCGUAGUAGCAAGUAAAUUGCAAGCAAAUUAUUUGAGUUGCCACCAUAUUCUUCAAUAAACUUAAAAGUCAAGUUUUGAAAGUAAAUUAUAUAUGAUAUUAUGUAGAAUUGAUUUAUGGUCAUGUAAAGGGAUACAUCUUUAUGGAUGAUUAACUUAUAUGGUCCAUAAAUAUCUAUUACAAAGAACAUGAUAGAGAAAAACGCGAAUAAGAUAAGAAUUGGAAAGAAAUGUCUCUCUUAAUCUAAAUAUCAAAUAUAUAGUUUGGGAUAUUAUAAUAGAGUGAUUUCAGCUGAUGAUUUUGGAGGUUCAAAAAAAUGUCAUUUUGUUUUUGCAAUUUUUAUAAGACUAGUGCUUGAGUAGUUAUUAGUUAUUUUUAAACUAAACAUCAUUACAUAAUAAUAAUUAAAUGCUAUUCAGUGGAAAUUGACUCUAAGAAACAAUGAGGUUGUUUAAAUUAAAAUUGAUCAAAAGCUAGUUUGGGAAGAAAUUAAAGCUAACUAGUUUGAAAAAUUAUAAUAUUUUCUAUGUACAAUGCUUCAAAGAUUUUUUUUUAGUUCAGGACCUAAAUUUUUGAUUACAAAGUAUAAAACCAAUUUCAUUGUUGAUUAAUUAAAAAUUUUGGAAGCUCAUCAGGUAAUUCUUUAAAACUGAAGAGACAUCAUAAAUGCACAAGGAUUUUUGUCUAUGGUACUACCAAGGUAGAUUAAAUUUUUAAUCACUGAAGAUGGGCUUUCAUCAAUUUUAUUUUUUGAUCUUCUUCAAAUGAUAUUACAAUAAUUAAUGGAUUUUAGAUUCAAACUCUAAAAUCUUUUUAAUAGGAAAAAAUCUGGAGUUUAAUCUGAAUUAUAAACUUCUUAAAAGAUCGAUCUAUUUUCUUGUGCAAAACAAAGGAAAUUCCUCUUUAGGGGAGUUUGGCGUUGUUUAAAAAGAACAUUUCAUUGGAAAGAGUAAUUUAUACAUUAGAUCAUGCAAGGCUAGAAAAUUGAAUUUGAUGGUUUAUUCUUAGUAUAAGGACGUCGCUGCUUCAGAUUAGUGGAUAGGUUGAAGGAGACUAAGUUGUAGUUAUAUAAUACAAUAUAGGAUAUCAUAAUAAUAUUUUUAUGA